Messenger RNA from Perkinsus marinus ATCC 50983, 1170 nucleotides. RefSeq lists its product as hypothetical. The record is from RefSeq and is a predicted model, not a curated record. The transcript is spliced from 10 exons. NCBI's taxonomy places the organism in Eukaryota, Perkinsozoa, Perkinsida, Perkinsidae. The coding region runs from base 1 to 1170 and encodes 389 amino acids.
AUGAGCGCUGACGGCGAUAACGAUACUGGUAAACGGAGGAAACUCACAUGUGGAGGAUCUUUCUUGCGAUUGCCAUUGGAGGUCUUAUCGGCUGAUUUUCGAAGAGACCGCAAAGAUAUCGAGCGGGAACUGCUGUUGAUUCAUAACUUCAUUGCUAGCGGCAAGGUUGGUUCGGCUGGAAACUCGGCAGAAACUGUCGAGAAAUUGCUGAAGAAAUUAGAUAUCGUUGAGAAACGACUGUACGAGAAGAAACGUGAACAAGCGAAAUUAGUUGACAAUAUCAAGCAUCGCGUAACGGCAAUAGACGACUUAGCAUCAGCAGACGAGGUUGCUGAUGAGGAACUCGCCGAGUGGGAAGGCAGCGAUACCUUCCUGUUGGUGGAAUGGCUCGCUCGGAACGGAUUUGCACACACCUUGAGACGAGUUGUGGAAAACUCGAAGACGGGUUCUAUGGAUCAUUUCCCAGCUCUUGAAAGUGGCGAUUUCGAACCUGAUAUUGUCAUUGAUGAGAAAAUAAGGAGCAUUAAGGAAGCCCUGAAAAACGGCAAUGUUACUCCGGCUAUUGAGUGGUAUAAGGCAUGCAGAAACAGAAUAGAUAAGAUGCAAAAGCUGCCCUCAAAAGAAGAUUCAGAAGAGGUCGAUAAACAAGAAUCAUUCCAGAUGGGGUUGUUACCCAUUUUGCAUUUUUAUGAAAUGACGCGAAUUUUGGAAGAUUCUGAUCCGCGACGAUUUGAACUAGCUGUUGAAUACCUCGAGAAGAUCGUAAAAGAUGGCGAUAUAGUUGGUCCGUAUAUAGAGUUUGCUUGUCGCAUCAUUAGCUGUGGAAUUCGCGGAAAACAUGAGCAUCAUGUUGGUGAUGAGAAUGGAUCGUUCUGGUGCAUACAGAGCUCGUCGACGGCGAACGCGAGACUUACCGCAGCUCUCGAGCAACUUGAUAUCUAUACACGAUUUGUGUAUUACAAUGAUGAUCCAGCUGUGGCAGAAAACGGCUCUAUGCUUGAGCUACUUGUGAGGUCCAUAGUAGAAGAGGAAGAGGAGCAGGACGAAGAGGAAGAGGAGCAGGACGAAGAGGGAGACCAUGUGUUCUUCAACUGUUUCGUCUUCCUCUUCGUCACCAUCAUCAUCAACAACAUCGAGAAAUACCGCCAACACUUAUUCCUCAAGUAUUGA